Molecule: messenger RNA, 1308 nt
Organism: Dichomitus squalens LYAD-421 SS1
Lineage: Eukaryota; Fungi; Basidiomycota; Agaricomycetes; Polyporales; Polyporaceae
Exons: 1
Coding region: 1-1308 (435 amino acids)
Source: RefSeq, a predicted model, not a curated record
AUGGCCACUCCACAUGUCAAGGUUGUCUUCGAGGUCAUGAUGUGUGGUGUCAAAACCCAGACCACCAUGUCCUUUGAUACGAUCGAAAACGUGCUCCAGUACAUCGGGCAAUCGACACCCCUGCCCUCCAUAAUCGGGCUAGAUCUCCCCAUGACGCCGCAGGACUUCCUUGAUAUAGACCGCUAUCUCUGCACUAGCAAGGGCACCCUCCGCGAACUGAGGCUGGAUAUGGACGUGCCGGUGCCUGGCCAAUAUCCCUGCCACCGCAGGCAGCCGGUUAACGCACACUCGUACCCCGCGUUAGUCUCCCUCUCGGUGCACGGCUUCGUCCCGACGACGCUGGAUUCCAGCUUCAUCCACCUUACCCACCUGACGCUGGGCGACGUGUAUUCCCAGACCCCACCUCUCUGGCGCGACCAAUUCUUGGAUGCCAUGAAGACCUGGACGAGCCUCAAGGUUUUGGAGAUCGAGGAGUACAAUAAAAUGAUCCAGGUCCCCGAGAGCUCGAGGUUGGUCACUCUGCCAAGGCUUGAGAUCCUCAAGAUCAAGGAUUCUCCGCACUGGGCGAGCUGUAUCUUGCCCUGCUUGGAUCUGCCCGGUCUGCGUCAAUUGCAUACCCAUAGAACGUUUGCCGACCUUCCCUGGGGCGGUAACAUGCUGUUCUGGGUUCCUCCACUCGGUAAUGCGGUGACCAGACUCCUGCACAUGAUCAAGGGGGUCCAUAUUGAGGUCGCGCAGGAUGUGUAUCAGCCGACAACGAUAUCCACGACGGGUCCGGAUGAUCGUCGCGUCGUCUUGACCGCGUCUGUUAUGGCGCCCAUGACCAGGUGGCACCAGUGGCAGCUUGAGGUGUUGCCCUCCAUCAUGCUCGCUAUGGCGAAUGUGUUCCCCCAAGCUGCGACGUUCAAUAUUACGGGGGAUUUCGCGACGAUGGGCAAGAAGACCUGGACCGGCUUUCUGAAGACUUAUCCCGAGCUCUUAGAGCUUCACAUCAGGGAUAUCGGCCACCGCGACGGUCGGCCCCUCUUCCUCGCCCUCGAUCAGUCCGAGCUAGGACCUGACGAUCGUGUCCUCUGCCCGAGCUUGAAGUACAUUUCUAUGUACGGCGUAGCGCAGUCUAGGGAGCUGCUGCAGGAGAUGCACAAUGCCCUGCUAUGCCGGUCGGACCACAAUUUGGUGCUCGACCACCUGGAUCUCUACCCACAGAUUUUGGCCGAACCGGACAGCGACGACCUCUUGGAGGAGCUCCGCAGCGACAUCGAGGACGCAGUCGCUGUGUUUGAGUACAAAGCGCUCAACUCUUACUAG